Molecule: messenger RNA, 1981 nt
Organism: Menidia menidia (Atlantic silverside)
Lineage: Eukaryota; Metazoa; Chordata; Actinopteri; Atheriniformes; Atherinopsidae
Source: the annotation of a GenBank genome assembly
AACUGUCCGUAUCGAGUGAGAUAUGAAGCCUAAAAAGAAGAAGAUCCAUAAGCCCCUCAAAUGGAUAUUACCUACAGGUUUACCAGUGGAGUAUCUUGGAUUUAGCAUUACCUUGUGGAUCUAUACAGUUCCUUCACCUCACUACUUGCCACAGGGGGCGACUCCCUUCAGUCUGAUGCUGACGGAAGUUUUGUUGGAACGUCUGACGUGUCAAAUUGUCGCCAUUUUCCUGCGAAGAAGGAAACGCCUCGAAGGGACAGAAACACACCGACCGAGUGUGUUAUUCCACAUUCUUUGUUAAAAGAAGAUUCCUACCACCAGCCACCAUGGGGAAUAUGUUUGCAGGGCUCUUUAAAAUGUUCGGGAAGAAGGAGAUGAGGAUACUGAUGGUGGGCCUGGAUGCUGCGGGCAAAACAACUAUUUUGUACAAGCUUAAACUUGGAGAGAUUGUGACCACCAUCCCUACAAUUGGUUUCAAUGUGGAGACAGUUGAGUACAAGAAUAUCAGUUUCACAGUGUGGGACGUCGGUGGUCAAGACAAAAUCAGGCCACUGUGGCGUCAUUACUUCCAGAACACACAGGGUCUCAUCUUUGUGGUGGACAGCAACGACAGAGAGCGAUGUGCUGAGGCCCGUGAGGAGCUCUUGAGAAUGUUGGCCGAGGACGAGCUGCGUGAUGCCGUGCUAUUAGUGUUCGCCAACAAACAAGACCUUCCAAAUGCUAUGAACGCUGCAGAACUCACAGACAAGAUGAACCUUCACUCCCUGCGUAACAGAAACUGGUACAUUCAGGCAACUUGUGCUACCACUGGAGAUGGCCUCUAUGAAGGACUCGAUUGGUUGUCUAAUCAGCUCAAAAACCAUUAACGGGGCAUAUCAAAAAGUAAUUGGCCGCACCCAAAUCCAAAACCAUGCUCUUUACACUUCAGGUAAACUGAUUCACCCUGUACUGGAAGCAGCCCUCACCUCAGCUUUGAUCACAUGCCAGUGGUGGGGGUGAUCUAUCCAUGUAAAGCUUUUGUUAUUAUGCUUUCCUAUUUUAUGCAAGUGUAAAUACGUUUGGUAAUGGUGUGGUGUAUUGCACUCUUUAAUAUUAUGUUAUAGUUCUUCUUUUCCUGGCUGUCAGACAGCCUAUGUGUGAUUUUCUUAAGAAAAGGGAGGAAAAUAAUUGACCUGCACAUUGCAAUCAAAUGGCUCCCCUGGUCAUGUACUGUAGGGGGUGAUCUUUGAGGGGCGUUUGAUUAAGAUUUAACUGAAUUAUACACUGAUGCACAUUGGUGACUACAUUUAAUAGCCCUAACAGUUUGGGUUUAACCCUCUGUACUGACAUCACUCCUGUCUGUGAACACUUAACCAGCCUUUGUUGUCAAAGAUGUUGGCGUAGACCGAAAUGCUGCAGUGAUCGCACACACCUACCUGAUCUACUGUAUGUACAAGCACAGCAAUUUGCUUUGGAUUUUUGUGUUUUAAUGUCUCAGGUUGAUUGUUUUGUUGCCAUUGCAAUAUGACAUGAUGUGACCUGGUAGUCUUAAGGGCAUGUCUACCUGCUGAGUGUCCUCAUUGAGCAGCAGAGGAGCCACUACCCCACUCAGUGCUUAUUUCUGUAUUUCUACACUGUUUAAUUUUGUGAGUGUACUGUGAGAGGUAACUAAACAAUUCAGUGACCUAUCAGAAAGCUCAAAGCAAAUUGCAACUUAUUUUGGGAAGUGGCAUUUUGAUGGUAAUAGCAAUAUUAGCCGCAUCUUUUAAAGUGCCAUCAUCUUUUGUGUUAACACAAUGCCACAAAAACGCCAUUUUUAUUCAAGACACAUUGCCUGUUUUCCUUUCAGUAUGUAUUUCUAAAAGCUGUAGGUGUUAUUUUACCUGUUGGUGGUGAAUUAAAAUGUUGUCUUGAUUUCUAGUUGCCUGAAUGAUGUAUUAAUCUCUUUAAGUUUGUCAAUGUUUUGUGUAAAGCGUUUGAUUUGUAUUUUUUUUUUCGGGGG